Molecule: messenger RNA, 549 nt
Organism: Oppiella nova
Lineage: Eukaryota; Metazoa; Arthropoda; Arachnida; Sarcoptiformes; Oppiidae
Source: the annotation of a GenBank genome assembly
AUGCUUGAUAAUAGUAUCCUGGUGUUCGUCAGCGAUAAUAGUGGCCGUAGCGAUGACGUCAGAACACCGGCACUCAUAUGGAGUUCAUUGCUAACCAAAAGUGGUUACGUCUCGGACGCCAUCGUCGACGUCACGGAUCUGUUGCCAACAGUUUUGGAGGCCAUCGACGGCACCGACAGUUUGGCCGACGAGCGCGACAUUUAUGGUACGAACCGUCGGUCUCAAUGGAGCGCACUGUCCAACAACGACCGCCCGGUGCGACGGGAACUCAUCUAUAACCCAAAGAAAGACACAUUGAUGUCCUUCUGGUACAGGAGCCGAAGGUCAAAGAGGGCAGUCUUGUGCCUCGAAGCCUAUCAAACCAUCCAUUCCGAGCUUAACCCCCGCACAGCCAUCGCAGUCUAUAAGAAAACUCUUUGCGUUCAUCACAUGAUACAACUCUCAGACGAAUGCCACACCGUUGCCAUAACUUUUGUGUCGGCACACCAUCGCCCGCGCGCCACAGGAGAAGCCCACGAACAACAGGUCGCAUGUCUGGCGGUCACUUAA